AUGACUCAGUACUACACCAUUUUCGGUCGCCAGAUCGCCUCCCAAUACCUGGCCAUAGGAACCCUCACCACAAUGUUCACCGGUGUCUACCUCUCGGUUGGCGGCAGCAAGGCGCCCGCUGCGACUCCCCCUAUCAACGCGUCUAGCUCCGACGAGGCCGAUUUUAUCAAGUGUGCUCCCAUCCAUCACAUCCCUCCGUAG
Messenger RNA from Lasiosphaeria miniovina, 201 nucleotides. RefSeq lists its product as uncharacterized. NCBI's taxonomy places the organism in Eukaryota, Fungi, Ascomycota, Sordariomycetes, Sordariales, Lasiosphaeriaceae. Bases 1 to 201 code for a protein of 66 amino acids. The transcript is spliced from 2 exons. The record is from RefSeq and is a predicted model, not a curated record. Gene Ontology annotation, biological process: proton motive force-driven ATP synthesis.